AUGACCUCUGGUCAGAAUGUCCUCAUAGCGGUAAUGGGAGCCACGGGUAGUGGAAAAACGACGUUCAUUAAUACAGCUAGCGGAGACGGUUUACGUGUUGGUCUCGGCCUGCGUUCGUGUACGAGCGAGGUUCAACUGUCCAAGCCUUUUCAAGUGGAUGAUCGUCUAGUCACGCUCAUCGAUACCCCCGGCUUCGACGACACAACAAAGAGCGAUGCAGACAUAUUAGCAAUGAUCGCAGCCUUCCUCGCGAGCACUUAUCGACAGGGGACAACACUCUCCGGGGUGAUCUACAUCCACCGCAUCUCUGACUUCCGUAUGGGAGGUAUCUCGACGCGCAAUUUCAAGAUGUUUCGCAAGCUCUGUGGCGAAGCGACAUUGCGAAAUGUCGUGUUAGUGUCGAAUAUGUGGAGCCAGGUGUCGCCUCAGGUUGGAGAGGCUCGCGAGGCAGAACUUGCCUCCGACCCCGCGUUCUUCAAACCGGUCUUGGACAAAGGUGCACAAUUCAUGCGGAAUGACAACACAUUCGAGGGUGCGAAGUGUAUUCUGGGCCGCAUCAUUCAGAAUCACCCACUACCCCUGUGCAUCCAGACGGAGCUGGUCGAUGAGGGGAGGACAGUCGUGGACACCACAGCUGGAGCCGAACUUGAUCGCGAGCUCCGUGACCAGGUGGAGAAACAUAGAGAGGAAAUGCGGCAGGUCCAGAACGAGAUGAGUGAAGCAAUACGACUUAAGGACGAGGAAACGAAGUUGGAGUUGCAAUCGCGUACCAACGAGCUUCAAGCAGAAAUCCAGCGAGUACGCGAUAGUGCUCAGAACCUGGCUACGAAUUACCACACGGAGACGGCCAGGCUUCAGCAACAGAUGAAAGAAAUCGGGGAAGCCACACAGAGGGAGAGGGAUUCGCUCAUUGCACAAUACGAAGGCCGUCUGAACAGUGUGAACCACGACUUGCAGCAGAUACAGCGAACAAGCGACAACGAACUUGUGGCAUUGAGGACGAGCAUUCAGCAAUUAGAGGCACAGAAAGAGGAGGCUGCAAGGCGCGCGGCGCAGGCGCGAAAGAGGCGCAGGAGAGGACCAUUUGGCAUACGAUGGUAG
Pleurotus ostreatus (oyster mushroom) is the source of this 1101-nucleotide messenger RNA. RefSeq lists its product as uncharacterized. The transcript is spliced from 5 exons. Lineage: Eukaryota; Fungi; Basidiomycota; Agaricomycetes; Agaricales; Pleurotaceae. The record is from RefSeq and is a predicted model, not a curated record. Bases 1 to 1101 code for a protein of 366 amino acids. Gene Ontology annotation, molecular function: GTP binding.